Molecule: messenger RNA, 4634 nt
Organism: Dinoponera quadriceps
Lineage: Eukaryota; Metazoa; Arthropoda; Insecta; Hymenoptera; Formicidae
Gene: Pex2
Product: peroxisome biogenesis factor 2
Exons: 2
Coding region: 238-1134 (298 amino acids)
Biological process (GO): protein import into peroxisome matrix
Cellular component (GO): peroxisomal membrane
Molecular function (GO): zinc ion binding
Source: RefSeq, a predicted model, not a curated record
ACGUGAGUGGCAUUUAUGUACAUUUCUGCUCUAUCAGCUAAGCCACACAAUCCUAACCUCACUCGAGUGCGUACCUGUGAUUGACAGUGAAUUUCUCUGACAAGUUACCGCACGAUUCGCAUUGAUCGCUCGUAUUUUCGUCGAAGGAAACUUGCAUAUCUAAGUACGCGGAAUAACAAGUGGGGUUACGUGACGCGAACGUACUGCAUGUUGCUGAAGUUACUUGAGUGAAUCGACAUGACGCCAUCACCUUAUGUCUCAAGAAUAAAUCAGAUCGAUGCUGCUGCACUGGAUGUUGAAAUUUACAAAUUACUGAAGGAUGAAACCAAGGAAAUUGCCAGAUACAGUGCACCAGGCAAGUUCGACAAAUGGCAGACAGAAAUCGACGUAAUACUGAAGAUUCUCAUCUGGAAGUUUUCUCUGCAACAUGGUAACUCCACAUUUGGCCAACGUCUGCUCAAUCUGCAUUAUGCUAAUCUCAAUCAGAAGAAGGCCAUACUUUACUUGCUUAUGACUGUUUUACCUCAAUAUGUGAAAGACAAGUUGGCCAAUGAGAAUCUCUCAGCUUAUGGUGGUACUGCCUACAGAUUGAAGUCAUUCAUUGAUAGAAUUUCGAACGUGAUUAGUCUUCUGCAGCUCAUCAACCUGCUCUUCUUCCUCCAUCGAGGCAUACAGCCGCGUGUGAUAGAACUUUUUUUAGGCCUGUCUACUCAGUCGAUAACGACAAACAAACCUCGAAAUAUCGGUUACUCGUACAUGACGAGGGAGCUGCUCUGGCACGGCCUGAUGGAACUGUUCACCGUCGGUAUACCCAUGAUAAACUUCCACUACCUGAAACACAUGCUGCGAAAGCUAUGGUGGUGUAGAACGGUGCAACAGCGAGACGUAAAGUUGUUACCGGUGAUGGAUUUGUCGACUAAAUGCGUUUAUUGCGAGGAAAAUCCGAUUCUACCAUCGCACGCCGACUGCGAGCACAUCUUUUGCUAUUACUGCUUGAAAGCGCACUUUUCCGCGAUGAAUACGUUUCACUGUCCCAAGUGCGACAUGAAGCUCUACAGCGACAACAUGAAGAGAUAUACAGUUGCGACGAAUACGAGCAACGUCACGGUGUUAAGUCUCAAGGGACCGACGUAGUGCAGUUCUACUGACAAUCGUACGUAACAUUUUUUAUUUUCAAUAAUACCGAAAGUGAAUGCGCGUUUGGUGGUGAAAGUAUAACGUGAUCUACGAAUGAAUGGUGUCUUAACUUAUAGACUGAUUUGGCCAAAAAGUUUCUAUGCAAUAAGUGAAAGAUUUAUUAUUAUUAUAUAAGGAUUAAAACUAUAUCUUCGGAAAGAAGAGAUUUUCUGUCCGACAAUUGUAUCAAUUUAUCGCGACGUAUAAAGCGAAGGUGUCGGCAAAGGUAUGACGUCGUACGAUAUGUCGCGUGUACGUUUAUAUUUUUUAUUAAAAAUAGCAAUACAAAAUCUCUUCUUUAUUCAUUUCAAUACAUCUUCCCGACUUCGGGCGCUCGACAUUCUAGCGUUUUCUUCCUCGCAACAAACAAACAAUAAUAAUAUUAAUAAUAAUAAUAAUAAUAGAUCGAUACGAUAUACCUCGUGGUUUAUCAAAAAAUUAUUUAGAUUAUCAUAUAAAAAUAUUAUGCUGUGCUGUAUAUUAUAAAACGCUCACCUGCCGUCGCAACGUCGACGGAUCGUAUUUAUGCGAGUAAUAAUUCACAUUCAUCACCAUUAAUUUAUCGUUUAGUUAGCUGGUUGCACCUGCUUGAUGGGCGGGUACGUCCCCGGAUUUAUUACGAAAUGACAUCAUAAGCACUAGCACAGAAAAAACACGUAACACACACAUAAAUUAACAUUUUCAUCCGCCUCCUACGAAAUUACAAAUUUCACUCGAGUUCAAACUUUUAUCGAUUUUUUUUUCUUUUUUUAUGUUUGGAAUGUGAUUUAUAAUACAAUUUAUAUAGCGCGACUGAGCAGAGUGAUUUUUCCAACGAAACCUUAUUCGAAAAUACCUCUUUGGAGUCUUCUCCAUUUCGCAAAAACCUUUUUUUUUUUGCAAAGAUCACGUUUCUAUUUCUAUUCGAGCUAUCUGUCUAACAUUUUUUUUUUUUAAUAGUAUAAACUCUGCUCUACUUUAAUAUUAAUCUUACAUCGCGACGUAUAUGGAGGAGUUCACCCCAAAAAUAAGGCGCACGGAAAAUACGACACACAAAUUAUGUGGUUUUAUUUUUAUUUAUUUUCAUAUAUUUUUCUUUAAUUUACUUUAGUUUACCUUUUCACCUUUUUUUAUCAAUUUUUACCUUUACAAAUUUUUUUAUAUUUUUUUCUUUACAUUAUGUAUCCAGAUGUAUACCACGCUGCCUUAAGAAAAAUGCAAAAGUUUUAUCUAUCGCUAUUAUUCGCGCGUUCUUUUCAGGGUAAACUCUUUAAUCAUCGGUUGUUAAUCAGCACUUUAAUGUCGGUACUGAAUUACCCUAAAUGUCCUUUCUGUAUCAAGGAGUUCGGCGAUUUCGUUUUCGCUCUCGCUUAGGCGAAAAGUACAACGAAAUUCUCAAUGAUUCUCUCUGAAGGAAGAGAGAAAGAAAGAAAAAGAGAGAGAGAGAGCGAGAGAGAGAGAGAGAGAGAGAGAGAGAGAACGUAACGCUGCGUAAUUAUCAUAUGCGAGGUAUUAGUUUUGCAUUCGAGGCUAUCGAUAUGUAGGGCGUAAUUUAGUGUAUGUACGGUACGUUACAGUUGUUUAAUUUAACGUGACACUCAACGUUCAUUCGGCAUGCUUCGAAAAGGGUCUGUACGUUCGUCGUAGCGGUAUCUGAAGGCAACACCGCGUCUAAAAAGGUCGAUGUAUAUACGCUAUAAUUUUCGAUUCGCUCGCGUUUUACUAUUCCUCGAUCUCGUUUUGCUAUUCUCUGAACUCAUCGUUCAGACGUAUAUAAAUAAAAUGAAGUAAGGCAUUGCGUGCACAACCACAGGUCGAUGGUCUACACCUUGCUCUUUUUAAGAAUUCAAGGAUAUUAAUCUUAAAGUUGAGACUUGUCUUAAAUGAUAUAACAAUUAAAUUGAGAUAUAGAUUAGGAUAAAUUCUCUUUGAUCAUUAGGCAAGCAAGACUAUACACCGAUUAGAUUUAAUUCAAAUGCAAUCUUCGCAAUUUCGAGAUUAAUUUUCUCUAGUCCUUGCAACUAUCGUAUUAGACGAUUUGAUUUUUUAGAUUUGAAAAGAAUGCUUCUUCAAUUUUAUAUUAUCGAGGAAGUAUGUAAAACGCAAUAGCGAAUCUGUCGUUAAAAUGAGGAGGGUGACAUCGUAAUUUGCGUAAUGAUACGAUUGUGUGCGCACUUGAAACACUAUUAAUAAUGCGUGAUAAUUUACAAUGCGUUCUCAUAAAUGUCGGUUCUGUGUCGCGUAACUACGGGCGAGGUCGUCAAUCGUAACCGUACAUACGCGUUGGCAUUCUUACGGUCCGUUUUCGCGACAAUGAAAAAGAUAGAAGUCUGUCAUGUAAUUUGCACGGGGCGCAAAAAGUGUCAAGUGAGCAGGGACUAGAAGAGAGAAUUCGUGAAAAUUCACGGUAAUUCAAUGUAUUGAAACUGUUUCAGAUAUGUCUCCUUCUCUCUUCCCAAUCAUCCUCUCUUCUUCUUUCUACCGUCCGACGAUCAUCGACGCAUCGAUUCGCGCAUCCAUCGAUAAUCAAGACGCUCGAGCGCUAGUUAGAAGCUUGUUGGUCGUUGUCUCUUUUUUCCUACGCGCGCGCGCGUUCCCCUCUUUAACACUAAUUUCCGCGAUUAUACCUAUAUACCCGUAUUCGCUAAAUCUCGCACGGGAUCAGUACAUAUUUACGUAGGAACAUUGACGGUCUUCUCAAGACUAAGAUACAUUCUAUGCAAAGAAAUCGUCGAGUCUCCUGACCGGCGAAGUGGACGAUCUCGUGAUACGACAUUACGUACGUUCUGUAUACAUACGGUAUGAUACAUACCGUAUAUAUAGAACGAGGUCACGUAUUUGCGAAAAUCUCAAGAAGCAGAGAAAAAGCCGCGAGAUUCAGGCGAAUCUAAUAUUCUCGAGCUAAUAUUCGAGAGAAUAAUACCUUUUACCCAUUCUGCUUCUCUCUGAUAUAUUUUGAAAUAUGCAACCGUAAAAAUCGGUUAUCGUCUCGACGAGACGCGAUCUUUCACCGGACAGAACUUCUUUUGCAACAACGAGUGAUAUCACAACUUAUCGCGAUAUAACGUUCCAUCGCUGCCACGAAAUUAUUAUUAUUUUCCACCCUCUGUGAAGACGCAGGAUCUGAGGUGCAUGUGUAAUUGCAGGUGUAACUGUGUAAUGUGGAUUUCUCACGUGAGAAUACGAUGUACCUCCUCCAUCCACGCGUACACACGUACACGCACAUAUACGCACGCUCACGCGUGUUUUUGUAAUUAACUGCUCGGUCCUCGAGUAAACGAUCGCACUCGAGGAACCGUAGGAGCUUUCCAUUUCAAAUCAUCAUUGAACGAAAACGAAAAACGGAUAACAGAAUCGGACAAUCCAAUAUUAUAUCACACGUAGUUUUUUGCGAACACAUAUCUUCGUAAUGUUCCGAUCACUCGCGAGCGCGCACAAACGACAAUAAUUUACGCUUAAAAAGACUUCGCAAGAACUUA